AUGAAGAAUAAUAAUUAUAAUAAUAGGAUUGUAAGAUUACCAACAACCAUUAUUUCAAAGCCAACAAUGUUGCUGUUGUUGGCAAUUUUAUAUUUUAUAUUGGCAUGUUGUUGUCCAAUAGUACACUCUCAAAAGGUGUAUGCAUACAAUGAACUGCAGAAACAACAACAACCUCCACUCAACCAAAAACUUGUAAAUAGUCAUCUUGCACAGAACGAUAUGUUAUCAAAUGAUAGAUUAAUCUCUGAUUUAUAUAGCGAUGGUAUGCUAAAUUGGAUUGUAGAACAAGAUUCAUUGUUUUCGACAUCGCAGCAGAUCACCUCCACUCAACAGACGCAAUCGACAGCACUGUUGAUUCCAUCGAUCGAUGGCAGCGGUGAGUUCUUUCAGUAUAAAGACAAGACCAUUCAGAAACUACCAUAUACAAUGUUUGAUAUCGUUCAGUCUUCACCGCUACUCAGUCACAAUACCAUCGAUGGUGAUAGUGACGAAGAGACAAGUACUCUCUACGUCGGUAGCAAGAUCACUACGCUGUUGGUUGUAGACCCAGAGUCUGGAAAGGUAAUAAAGACACUGACACAAUCUGGUGUCUGGGAGGAGGGAUGUCCGUCGGUCGACCUCGACUACCAAGACGAUCCAACACUACUCUUUACGCGAUCCGACUACAAGGUGAUUGCACUCGAUCCGAAAUCUGGAAAAGAACAAUGGAAUAUCUCACUUGGUGAGUACUUACCGUUUACUUCCAAGUCGUCGUCAUCUUCCAAGCCAUCGUCAAGUUCAUCCUCUACCAGUGGUAGUGGUGGUGACAAAGAGAAAGAUACACUUGGGGAUGCAUUGAUUGAAGUAUAUCCUGUGAAUACAAGAUACAAGAUGUUUGUAAAGAAGCAAGAGGUAAUGACUCGUUACAACUAUUGGGAGUCAAUGUUGGUUUCACCACCUGUUUCGAUCUAUGCAUACUCGAGAUCAGCCAACCUCUUGAAAAAAGUUGAUUUCAUAAGAAAGUUCUCGGCACAGCAACAGUUUGAUAUGUUACCACACCCCGGUUCGACAACAGGUGAUCUAGUUCCAAGUGGAUGGCAUCCAACUUAUUUGUUUGACAGUUACGAUGGACAGAUCUACAUUGCCAGUGAGUCGACAAAGAAAGAGGAUAAUGUUAUCACCAUUGACGAUAACAACAACAAUCCACCAAGACAAAUCACAGAUGGCCAAGGUGGUGACAGUAGUAAUAAUACACCAACCAAAAACAACAGCAGCCAUAACACCCCAUCUACAAAUCAAUCGUUAUUCGACAUGUUGGAAUCUAACCAAGUAAAGAUUGGAUUGGUUGUAUUUGUUGUCGGUUCUAUUGGACUGAGAUUGUACACCUAUCUCAGGAAAUGGUAUAACAAAUCAAAAACAACGCAUAACCAUAAUGUUCCAAAGAAGACACCUUCAAAGAAACAAAAGAAGAAGCAACAACAACAACAACAACAACAACAACAGCAACAAAAGAAAGAAAAGGAAGAAGAUGGAGAAGAUGGAGAAUUACAAGGGGAAUCAAUUGUAUCAGAGGUUGUUGAGAAUAUUAAUUUGAUGAAGCAGAUCAUUGACCAAGCAGAUGAAUCAGAGAAGAUUACACUCACCAAGAGAAUAGAAUUGGACAAUGGUAACACUCGUAUUGGAAAGAUCGAAAUGACAGCCAAUGUACUUGGAACUGGAAGUUGUGGAACCAUUGUUUAUGAAGGAUUCUUGGAGGGCAGAAAGGUUGCUAUCAAGAGAAUGUUGAAACAGUUUAUAAAGUUUGCAGACCGUGAGAUCUCUCUGUUGUUGCACUCUGACGAGCAUAUGAAUGUCGUUCGCUACCACGCCAAAGAGGAAGACAGUGAGUUUAUCUACUUGGCACUGUCGUUCUGUAAGCAAUCUCUGGAUGGUCUAGUCGACAGCAAGGCGUUGUCCGACUACAAAACCAUCCAGAUCAUUCCACAGAUGAAACGAAUGAUUGUCGAUCUGUUGGCGGGACUGUCGCAUCUCCAUUCGAUCAACAUUGUACAUCGUGAUGUCAAACCACAGAAUAUAUUGGUCGAUCCAAACAAUCGUGUAAAGAUAUCGGACAUGGGACUUGGAAAGAAGUUAGAUGCCGAUACACACUCACUGACAUUCACAUCCGAUAGCUAUGGUUGGCAGCCAGCAGAGUAUCUCAACGGAAGCAACAAGAGCACAAAAAAAGUCGAUAUCUUCUCAAUGGGUUGUGUUAUCUAUUAUCUGGUGACCGGUGUCAAUCCAUUCGGUGGUCGUUUCUCACGUGAAAAGAAUGUACUCAAAGGAAAAUACGAUAUCGAUGCCAUUCAACAUAUUCCAGAUCUUCACAACUUAAUAUAUACAAUGAUUCAAUUUGAUCCAGAAAAGAGACCAACAAUUGAAGAAUGUGAAAAUCAUCCAUUCUUUUGGGAUACUCAUAAACAAAUGUCAUUCUUGGUGGCAGCUUCCGAUUACUUGGAGUUUGAAAAACCAACUUCACCUCUGAUCGUAGAGUUGGAUACUCUGACAGAAGAGGUCAUCGGUGGUUCACUUCCUGUCGGUCAGAAUGAAUGGUGGUCCAAGUUGGAUCAGCUGCUCAUCGAUAACAUCGGUAGAUACAGAAAAUACAAUGGAAAAAGUCUACGUGAUCUCCUGAGAGUCAUUCGUAACAAAUUCAACCACUAUCGUGAUCUACCAGAAGACGUACAACACUGUCUAGGUACCAUACCAAACGGUUUCCUAGAGUAUUUCAAACAAAAAUUCCCUAAAAUUAUUAUUUGUACAUAUCUUUUUAUAAAGAAAAAUUUGAAACAGGAGGCUUAUUUUAAACAAUUUUUUAUAGAAACAAUUACAACUAAAUAA
Messenger RNA from Heterostelium album PN500, 2859 nucleotides. RefSeq names its product putative protein serine/threonine kinase (gene ireA). Gene Ontology annotation, biological process: IRE1-mediated unfolded protein response; intrinsic apoptotic signaling pathway in response to endoplasmic reticulum stress; protein phosphorylation. Gene Ontology annotation, molecular function: RNA endonuclease activity; ATP binding; protein serine/threonine kinase activity. The record is from RefSeq and is a predicted model, not a curated record. The coding region runs from base 1 to 2859 and encodes 952 amino acids. NCBI's taxonomy places the organism in Eukaryota, Evosea, Eumycetozoa, Acytosteliales, Acytosteliaceae. The transcript has 3 exons. Gene Ontology annotation, cellular component: IRE1-TRAF2-ASK1 complex.